AUGAUGUUCGUAGCAGUUGUAAUUCUAUUCGCUUCGGUUUUGUAUUUGCUGAGAGGUGUCAAUCAAUGCCAGCGAUCAUGUCCAGCCGUAAUAGGAACAACCAGUAAUUCAAGUGUCAGUGCAGUUUUACAGAAUAAUGACGAAAUUAAGUCUACGUCUAAAAUUCAUGAAAAGAUAUCUACAGUGUUUAAGAAAUCAAAGACAACUAAACCAAAAAAUAAGCCAAGUUUUACGGUUCAACAUUUAGAAGAGGGUCAAAAAACUUCGACACAUAACAUAUCUACGACACUGAGCGUACCCAGUUGCGAUGAACAAGUUCUAAGGGAAAUAGGUUUAUCGUCGUGUUCUAAAGAAAACGUAAUACGAACAGCCAGUAAGAACAUAAUUGUCGGAAGGUUUAAGUAA
This is a messenger RNA of Parnassius apollo (apollo), 405 nucleotides long. The record is from the annotation of a GenBank genome assembly. NCBI's taxonomy places the organism in Eukaryota, Metazoa, Arthropoda, Insecta, Lepidoptera, Papilionidae.